Molecule: messenger RNA, 1137 nt
Organism: Panicum hallii
Lineage: Eukaryota; Viridiplantae; Streptophyta; Magnoliopsida; Poales; Poaceae
Product: F-box protein PP2-B11-like
Exons: 3
Coding region: 116-967 (283 amino acids)
Molecular function (GO): protein binding
Source: RefSeq, a predicted model, not a curated record
CUACAACUGUACAAGAAUCAGCCUUGCAAUUCUCCCGGUGCGAUUUCCUUUCGACCCCUAGGCAAUAAUCCCGUUCAGCUCACAGCAGUGAUCCCCAAACCCUGAGGAGGAGUCGAUGGAGGCGGCGGGCACCUGCUGCGAGAUCGCGCGCCUGCCGGAGGAGCUCCUCUCGGCUGUUCUUGCCCUCACCACGCCGCGGGACGCCUGCCGCGCCGCCGCGGUGUCCCGUGACUUCCUCGCCGCAGCCGACUCUGGCGCCGUCUGGUCCCGCUUCCAGCCCCACGACCUCCCGCCGCUCGCCGAUGGGGAGCUCUCCGGCCCCGCGCCGCCGUCCACGAAAGGGAAAUUUCUCCGCCUCUGCGAUCGUCCCGUUCUACUCGCCGAUGGCCUCAUGAGCAUGUCGUUGGACAGGGAGACAGGCGCCAGGUGCUACAUGCUCUCGGCGAGGGCGCUGCACAUCUCGUGGGGAGACACGCCGGAGUACUGGCGCUGGAUCCGUCUCCCCGAAUCCAGGUUCAGGUUCACCGAAGUUGCUAAACUUCGGUAUGUUUGGUGGCUCGAAGCACGGGGCAGGAUACGCAGCAAAAUGCUCUCUCAAGACUCAACUUAUGCAGCUUACAUUGUGUUCAAGACAACUCAUCGACAUGGUCAUGGGUUGGAUUAUCCACCCCAUGAGGCAUCAAUCACCAUUGCAGGAAGCACAUCAACUCACACAGUCUGUCUCCAAUACAAUAGGAGCCACCGACAUGACUUUGCCGGAAACCUGGCAUUGUUCCCUAACAAAAGGACCGAUGGGUGGAUGGAGCUGGAGAUGGGUCAGUUCUACAACAAGGAUGGUGAGGUGCACAUCAGCCUCAUGGAUACAAAAAGAGGCACUGUGAAGAGAGGUCUUAUUGUGCAGGGCAUUGAGAUUAGACCUAAGGGAGGUCUUAAUCAGCACACUUCUGCUAAAAUAGGAGGCCAAUGAACCAGUUGAUCAGCAUGCAAACUACAGGAACUUGGGUGCAAAGUGCUGUGACAGUGACACUAUCCCUGGAUUUUGAGAGAGAUGUUAUUUUGAAUAGCACAUGUCUCUUGGUUCUGCUAGUAGUUCAUUUUUGUAUAAAGUUACUUCGCAUACAUGCUUAAUUUUGGUAC